AUGUUAAAAGCUAACAAAUACAUACAAAAUGCUGCAGCAAAACGGCCUAAAAUAUUCAAAAGUUAUAAGCAGGAUCCUGAAGUAGCUUUGAAAAGGAAGCAAGUACGAGAAAGCAUUAGAACCAAACUAGAAAAUUUUAUCAAGCAUGAUAAUCUUCAAAAUUAUAAAGAAACUAAAUUGCAUCGUAAAACUGACAUAUUUCAAUCCAUAACUAAUGAUUAUACAUUACAUCACGGUCUUAAACGAUUAAAGAAUAAAUAUGAUAAGGACGUUUUUUUAGAUGAUGAUGGAGAAGUUAUUAAUUUACAAGAAUUGAAAAAAGAUGAUAUGAAAUAUAAUAGCCCCAUGGCAAGACUGAUAUUUGACAAUCUUGUGAGGAUUAAACAAUUAAGUGAUAAACGAAUAGAUAGAAGAGUUGUUUUAAGUUUAUUAGGAAUAAAUGGAGAACAAGUCAAUGAUUCAUAUUUUGUAGCUAAACAUGUCUUGGAAUUGCUACAUCUUGAUCAAGAUCCGGAAAGGGCAUUAUACUUAUGUCGUAUAUCAAACAAACUACAAUCUAUAGUGGCUAUGAACUUAGUUAUGAAGUGGUAUCUAGAAAAAAAUGAUUUAAAAACUGCAUUCAAAUUAUAUCAUGAUAGAAAAAGAUGGUUGAUUCCAAGUGAUACAAGUACAUACGUUACUUUAUUUGACGGAGUUGCUAAAAGUUUUGAAUGGGGGAAAGUGGAUAAUAACUACAUGAAUAAGUGUAUUGAUAUUUUCAAAGACUAUAGAAAAGAAUUACAAGAAAAGAAGAAUGAAACUGUUCCAGUCAAAGUAUUCAAUGCUUGUUUGAGUAUUCUUGUCAAAGAUUUCAAUAAUAGACAAGUUGAAGCAUGGAGGUUUUUUGAUGAGUUGAAUAAAAAUGAAGAUUUGGAAUUACAGGAAAUAAUUCCUGAUAUACAAACAUUCACCAUUUUAUUACAAGGUAUAAAGAAGUAUAUUGAGAAUGAAAGAGUUAAAAUACUUGAAUCUACAGAAACUACAGAUGCUAAAACUUUAAAAUUAUUAGAUUUAGAAGUUGGGUAUACGAAAACAUUUGAAAUUAUAUAUAAACGAGUACUUGAAUUGGCUAAACCACCAUCAGAAACAAAUUUUCAAAAUGAAAAGUUAGUUAAAAGAUAUUUAAAGAAUAAAAUAGAUAUAGAUUUACCAUUUUUAUCAAUUUAUUUAUCAUGUUUAAUUAAUAGAUCAUCAGGUACUGGUACUUCUUUAAAAUCUCCGUCACAUUAUUUAUAUAAUGAAUUAGGUUUAAAAAUUCUACAAGAAUUAUCUCCAGAAUUACAAUCAAUAGGCCAGUUUUUAGAAAACGUCACUAAAAAAUCUCCUAUUGAAGUUGAGUCAUCAAUUAAACAUAAAACAGAUAGUAGAAUAAGUUCUAUUUUGAAAAAAUCAGACACAAAAGUAGAUUUACAAUUUUCAAAUUCAAAAGAGGAUUUAAUUCCAUACAAAUUUAUCAAAGACGAAGAGACAUUUAAUUCAGAACUAACCUUCCCCAAACUUGAAAAUAAAUCUGUGAGAACAUAUCAACUGAAACUUAUCAACUUACCUGAAACAAUCAACAAAUUCAUAAUCAAUCAAUAUUUUGAUGGUCUUGUAAACUUAGGUAAACUAAAUGAAUUUGUUUUAGCAUUUUGGUUCUCGAUAAUUAAAUAUGGUGGAGUUAGAUUACAGCUCAAGAUAUUUCAAGAUGAGUCAAAUGUCUUGGAUGGUGUUAUUAAAGGUAAAUUUUAUAAUUUGGACUCAUAUAUAUCAAAAAGUACAGUUAAAGCAAAAGAAUCCAUAAUUGAUAAUUCAUCAUUUAAUUUAUUCAUCUAUAAAGUAUCUGAACAUGGUAGAAGCAAAGGAACAACAAAGACAAACUUAAUAAUUGAAUUGUUUAGAAUUUUUAAUAUGAGACAGAUAACUGCAGAUUCAUCAAUCAAUGUUGAAUUUGAACAUAUUGAUCAUAUAUGGUCAGUAUUCUUUAAUGAUCUCAAAUAUUACAACAACUACAACAAGACAAAUCAUGCACAAUAUAACUCAUUGACGUUUCCACAAUUGAAAGAACUAAUGACCAAUUUACAUGAUUUUAACGAUGCUCAUCUUCUUUGGAAUAGACAUCGAUUUAAAAGAAACAAUAUUCCACCAAAGUCAUAUUUCAAAAAUUUGACUAAGCUUUUCAAUAUUGUGUUAAAUGAUACAAAAUGGGUGAUGACAGAUGAUGAAAAGCUCAAGAUUCAUAAAUUCGUAAUCAAAACAUUUGCCAAAUACUACAAACCAAAAUCAUUAUUGUUGAAAAAUGAAAUUCAUCAUGAGUGGAUCCAAUUAGAUACGUCAUUCAAUUACAUAUUUGAACAUAUGAAAGACAAGACCGAUUUAAAUGCAACUGAUAAGAGAAUAUUAUCAGGCAUAAAAUUAAUUAAAGGUUUGAAUAAGAUUGAAAAAGAUCAAGAGAAAUUCAAAGAAUUGAGAAAUGAAUUAUAUGAGUUAAUUGAAAUUGAUGAAGAAGAUUCACCUAAUAAAGCCAAUGGUUCUGCACCUGAAGAGGAUUAA
Messenger RNA from Insectozyma verbasci, 2571 nucleotides. Lineage: Eukaryota; Fungi; Ascomycota; Pichiomycetes; Serinales; Debaryomycetaceae. The record is from the annotation of a GenBank genome assembly.